AUGUCGGGGGCGAAAUAUCAUCGGCUUCUUCUUCCUCUUCUCUUGGUCUUGAUAGGUGGUGUUGUCGGUCAAAUUGGAGUUGAGAAAAAGGAAUACUACAUUGCUUUCCUGCAAAAUGGUCCCGUGUCCGCAGACUCUAGAGUUCAAAGAAACAUUAAUCUAAAUGUCCUCUCGUCUGUCAAAGGAAGCAUUGUUGAUGCCAGGAAGUCCAUGGUCUACAGUUACACGAGCUUCAAUGCAUUUGCUGCACAUCUAACAAAAGAUGAAGCGCAAAAGCUAUUGGAUAGGAACGAGGUGCUACAUGUGAUGCCGAAUAGGUAUCACCAGCUACAAACUACCAAGUCAUGGGACUUCGUUGGGUUACCUUUAAAUGCAAGAAGGAACUUGAAAAUAGAGAGCGAUAUAAUUGUGGGCCUAUUGGAUACAGGGAUUUCUCCACAUGCUGAGAGCUUUAAGGAUGACGGCCUUGGUCCUCCACCCGCAAGAUGGAAAGGAAAUUGUCGCCGCUACGCUAAUUUCUCAGGAUGCAACAACAAGCUGAUAGGUGCAAAGUACUUCAAGCUCGAUCGCCUAGAGAAUCCGGGGGACAUAAUUUCUCCGGUCGAUGUGCAAGGGCACGGGACCCACACAUCGUCAACAGCGGUCGGCAGCCUAGUUCAAAAUGCAAGCCUCUAUGGGCUCGCCGAAGGCACUGCACGUGGUGCAGUGCCCUCAGCUAGGGUGGCCAUGUACAAGGUCUGCUGGGACACCUUUGGGUGCUCGGAUAUGGACUUGCUUGCUGGUUUUGAAGCUGCUAUAAAUGAUGGUGUGGACAUUAUAUCGAUUUCUAUUGGUGGAAUAUUUGUGGGUUACGACGUUGACUCAAUAGCAAUCGGUUCAUUUCAUGCCAUGAAGAAGGGAAUCCUCACUGUGGCCUCAGCUGGAAAUAGUGGACCAAGUUUAGGUACUGUGUCGAAUCAUGCACCUUGGAUUCUAACCGUGGCAGCUAGUGGCAUUGAUAGGGCGUUUAGGAGCGAUGUUCGUUUGGGAAAUGGAAAGAGCGUCAUAGGGAUUGGCGUGAACACAUUCAGUCCAAAGAAGGCAUUAUACCCUCUUGUUAGAGGGGAAGAUGUGGCCCUUGACCCUUCAACCAAGGAAGAUGCUAGGUUUUGCUUGUCAGGCUCAUUAAACCCUGCUAAGGCGAAGGGAAGGAUCAUUUCCUGCAAAUUAGGAGAAUGGGGUACUGAUUCUUAUCUAACCGGAAUUGGCAGUGCUGGAGUUAUACUUCAAAGUAAUGAUACCUGGGAUUCCAACCCAAUUUUCAUGUCCCCUGCAACCAUUGUGAAUGGCACCAUUGGCCAAAUCAUAGAUAAUUACAUAAAUUUGACAAGAUCAUCAUCAUCAGGAGUGAUAGGCAAGACCCACGAAAUAAAAUUGGAGCCUUCUCCUUUUAUUGCUGAUUUUUCAUCUCGAGGCCCAAAUUCCGGAACAAAGCGUGUUCUCAAACCCGAUAUUGCAGCACCCGGUGUUAAUAUUCUGGCAGCUUUCACCCCUUUGAAGUCGCUCACCGGCUUGAAAGGUGACACCCAAUUUUCCAAGUUUUCCCUCUUGUCUGGGACUUCAAUGGCAUGCCCUCACGUCGCCGGAGCAGCAGGCUAUGUCAAGUCAUUCCAUCCAAAUUGGAGUCCAGCUGCUAUCAAAUCUGCCCUCAUUACCACAGCGACUCCUAUGAGCCAGAGAGUGACCAAACAUGGAGAAUUUGCAUAUGGUGCCGGUCAAGUGAAUCCAAUUCGAGCUACCAACCCCGGCUUAGUUUAUGACAUGGGUGAACUCCUUUACAUCCGGUUCUUAUGCCACGAGGGCUAUAAUUCAUCCUCUUUGGCAGUUCUAUUCGGUUCAAAAUCCGUAAACUGUACAAAAUUCCGUCGUGGAAUUGGCUACGAUGAUCUCAACUAUCCAACCAUACAUCUUAGCUUGCAAGCCAAGCAACAGACAACAACAGGUGUUUUCCAGAGAGUAGUCACCAAUGUCGGCGCUGCUCAAUCCGUCUACAACGCCACCAUUAGAGCUCCCAAAGGAGUUGAAAUCACUGUGAACCCCUCGAGUCUCUCCUUCACUGCCGUCAAUCAGACGCUACGCUACAGGGUUGUCGUGAGAGCCAAGGCAAUGCCAAGCUUGCAAAUGGUUUCUGGUUCACUUGUAUGGAAAAGUUCCCGCAACAUUGUAAGGAGCCCAGUUGUCAUUUAUAGUCCAUGA
Messenger RNA from Corylus avellana, 2235 nucleotides. Its product is annotated as subtilisin-like protease SBT4.14. Gene Ontology annotation, molecular function: serine-type endopeptidase activity. NCBI's taxonomy places the organism in Eukaryota, Viridiplantae, Streptophyta, Magnoliopsida, Fagales, Betulaceae. Gene Ontology annotation, biological process: proteolysis. The record is from RefSeq and is a predicted model, not a curated record.